This is a messenger RNA of Triticum dicoccoides, 2264 nucleotides long. RefSeq lists its product as uncharacterized. The coding region runs from base 833 to 2113 and encodes 426 amino acids. The transcript is spliced from 2 exons. The record is from RefSeq and is a predicted model, not a curated record. NCBI's taxonomy places the organism in Eukaryota, Viridiplantae, Streptophyta, Magnoliopsida, Poales, Poaceae.
CCCGUUCCCCUGGCCCGUGACUAUCCCGUCCUCCUCUGCUCUCUUCCCCGAACGCACCCGCAGCACGCCGCCGUGAACCACCGCGCUCACCGCCGUCGCCUCGCCUCAGGAAGUUGUCUAAAAGCUCCGCCGAGCCAUGCUGCAUCUCCUCGCCGAUGAACACGAGCCCGGGAGCAUCACAGCGAGCCUUUGAGCUCGUCACCGCCGCCUCUGUUCGCCGAUCGCCGGCGUCGAUUCGCCACCGUCAACGCUCCCCCGAGCUCGCCGACGACUCCAUCGGAUGCGCCAAUCUGGAAGCUCAGUUGUGAUUGUGAUGGAAGGGGGCAAGAAACUGUCAAUAAACAUGAGGCGUCCAAGCUUUGUUGUUCUUACCUACUUUUGUGAUCGUCCUCGCGAUUAACUUGACGCGAAUGGGGGCAUAGGUGUACCUUUUAUGUCAGGCCCAGUACCACUCCUUGUCCUCCCAUCGUCAAGUAUACGGCCUCGGGCGUGGGCCGGCCCGCAAGACGGAGGAAGCCCAACCCGCGGAACCAAGGCCCAGAGUGGGUGUGACCGAGCGGAGGCACCAACUACUUAAAGGCACACGCGCAGAAGGCCAAACCAUCCAGUGGAUCACGGCACCCGGCGGCGGCGGCUUCCUGUUCCUCUCCCGAUCCCCUUGUGUACCACUUCUUGUAAUCGCUAUCAGAUACUCGAAUUCGUGAGCAAGUACAAUAGAUCGUGUGAUAUACUACCUGGGUGCUAACAUCUGGUAUUCAAAGCCUUGGAUUUGGGGCUGGCGCACCUCAUCGAGACGCGGCGGCAAAAAUCGAUCAGAGAUCGAAUCAGCGCCAUGGAUCCCUCCUUCAAGGAAUAUUUCAACAAGCUGACUUCCUCGCUGGACGGAAUCCACGCGGAUAUCCGUUCGACGGCGGCCAAAUUGAAGGAUCUGGUCGCCUGGCGCCCGGAGCUGGAACGGCGCGUCGACCGGCUCUCCACCGCAGUCGCUGAACUCCAACAGGGGCGACCCGCGGCAGAGGAGGAGCAGGCGCCCGCGCCCAAGGCUGCUCCGACACUCGUUCCCCUGCGCGACCCGACGGACAACAACAAGGGUCCGGAGGGCGGCGUCGCAUCAGGGCCGAUCGGCCACGACAUCGACAUCCUACCGCGGGGUCUGGCACCGACGUUCGCGUCGGUGUCCACCCCGGCCAACGGUCAGUUCGCUCCCCUGUCUCCCGCACCUCUGCCCUCUCCUUAUGCACAUGCGAGCCAGUUGCUCGCGGGGAUCGGCGAGACGCACCCAUCCAUUGCGUUUCCCCAAUUUUUUAGCGAGAACCCACGUCUCUGGAAGACGUUGUGCGAGCAGUACUUUCACAUGUUCGCGAUUCAGGAGAAAUUCUGGGUUCCCAUGGCCACGCUCAACUUCUCGGGCACGGCCGCAGUGUGGCUGCAGUCGAUUCAGAAGAAACUCUCUGAAUUCGACCGGGAAUCUUUCUCUUCCUUGUUGUGCACCCGUUUUGGCCGAGAUCGCCAUCAACUCCUCAGCCGCCAAUUUUACACGCUUGCACAAACAACAACUGUGGCAGAUUACAUCAAACGAUUUGAGCAAAUUAUCAGUCAUUUGUCUGCUUACUCAGACUCAAUUCAUCCUUAUUAUUACCUCACUCGUUUUGUGGAGGGACUUCGGGCGGACAUACUAGCGAUUGUGCUGGUGCAACGACCGCCUGAUCUGGACACGGCGUGUGCACUAGCACUACUGCAAGAGGAAGUGGCAAACGGCGGCACCUGGGAGCGGCCUCGUCAACCCACCAUGGCUCGGGCGGCGGACCUGGCGACGCGGGCGCACGUGGGCAUGCCCAUGCCGCUCCCGCCCCCUCCUCCACAAGGGCGGCCUCCUACGACACCGGCUACUUCCGAGCGCCGGACCAACGACACCAACCGCAGCGACAACUCCAAGAUCAAGGCAUUGCGCGAGUACCGGCGAGCACGUGGCCUUUGUUUCAAGUGUGGCGAGCGAGGGGACAGGACCACACUUGCCCCACGAGCGUGCAGCUUCAUGUCGUCGAAGAGCUGCUGGAGCUCUUGGGCAUGGAAGGGAGCGAGGAGCUUCCAAACGCCCCAACCGAGACGGUGAUGGCAAUUUCACGGCAAGCUCUCACGGGUGGCACUCCUCCAAAAGCCGUUAAACUCCAAGCGUGGCUCCAAGGUCGCGCUAUUCUCCUCUUGGUGGAUUCCGGCAGUUCAGUCUCCUUCAUCGACGCGCAAUUGGCAGCCUCGCUGUCAGG